AUGAUCGAGGGACGGAUUGGACCAUCAAAUCUAUCAGUGCCAGAAGUGAGUGGGGGACAAGUGAAACUCAGUGAAACUGCUCAAGAUGACGCAAGAUUAUCGAACUUAUCAGUUAAAGAAGCCAGUGAAGAACAAACAUGUAUAGGAAUAAAACCGAAGAAAUUAUGGUUCAAAUCGUAUCAAAAGGAAUCAUCCAAACAGGAAGAACAUACGGGUCAGGAUGACGCAAGAUCACUGAACUUGCCAAUUCAAGAAGGGAGUAAGGAACAAACAGGAAUAGAAAGGAAAAGGAAAAUAUCAAGAACUGAUACGACUCGCACAGGUGAGAAGCGGUUCAAAUGCGAUAUAUGCGAAGAAAAAUUCACUCGAAAAAGGGAUCUGGUUGUACAUAAUAUAACUCACACAGGUGUGAAGCCGUUCACAUGCGAUAUAUGUGAUAAAAGAUUCACUCGAAGUGAUUAUGCGCUUGAAC
Molecule: messenger RNA, 472 nt
Organism: Loa loa (African eye worm)
Lineage: Eukaryota; Metazoa; Nematoda; Chromadorea; Rhabditida; Onchocercidae
Product: zinc finger protein
Exons: 1
Biological process (GO): regulation of transcription by RNA polymerase II
Cellular component (GO): nucleus
Molecular function (GO): RNA polymerase II cis-regulatory region sequence-specific DNA binding; DNA-binding transcription activator activity, RNA polymerase II-specific
Source: RefSeq, a predicted model, not a curated record